CACAAGCCCAGUUUUCUUUGGACGCGCGGGAGAUAAAUGAAGAAACCCACAGAGCGCGGGAAUAAAUAGAGAAAAUCAACCCCCCCCCCCUAAUCAGCUGAUCCUUUUUAAGUGCAGGACUUUUUUUAUUCAUUUAUUUCUUCCCAGAAGCCAUCCUUGGCUGAGCCUCCAUGGGAUAUUUUGGCUGCGUGAGGGAGGUUGGCUCGAUAUAGGCGCCUCUCCGUCGCGUAUUCCUGCGGGAGGAGGACUGGACGCACGAGGAAGUGAAGGCUGCGCUCGUGGACAUUGUUGUGUUUCAGUCUGCAGGUGAUUAACUGUUGCAGUUUGGUUUUGAAAAACGUCUUUGGGAUGCAGCGUCUGGGAAUAACAAGUUGAGUCCCGACAUUGGUGUUGGAAUGAUCUGACAAGAAGUGAAAUGUUCUUCGUGCCAAUUUGGAAAUGGAAAAAAAGAAGAUACGUUUUUAGAACAUGCUAGGUCGGACAACGUGACCGUGGUUAAAAAGAAGUGUUCCCAAAUUCCUCCACAUAUACAAGCCUAGAGUGGAACCCAACGCAUCUCCACUGGUUCUCUAUUGGCGUCACAUUUUCUGCUUGUCUUUCUGGAAAUGUGAGUCCGGGGGAGACCAGUGCGCACCGCCACACAGAGUCGCCAAGGCUGCGACGCACAAACCCAAUUUUCUGUCGGGGAACCGCGCUUGGCACCGCAGCAUCGCAACGACGUCCACGCGUUUUCUCUCCGCGAUGCCUCCGUUUGCACCGAUUCCACGACUGGCCAGUGGAUAGUGAUUUUUUUCUUCUUCAUAUUCUCCAUGGUUCACACCGGGCAGGUGUCUCAGAGAAGGCGAGACCUCGACAGUUUGGUUCAGUAAAUCCUGGACACACCUUUUUUAAUGUCAGUCAAGAUCUCGGCUGGGCUGCCAUGAUGAGCGAGGAGUGUCCCGUGCCGCUGGGGAGCAUUUCCUUGGCAGGGCCGGGGCAGAGCGAGGAGUACGGCCUGGGCCAAGCCGACGACAUCAUCGAGGAAGUGGGCCCCGGCGACGACGUCAGCAUCGGCAGUGACCUCAGCACUCUGGUGCUGCCCUUCCCGGAGCUGGCGCCCGUGGUCUUCUUCUGCCUCAAGCAGACCACCUGCCCUCGCAACUGGUGCAUCCGUAUGGUCUCCAGCCCGUGGUUCGAGAGGAUUAGCAUCAUGGUGAUCCUGCUCAACUGUGUGACGCUGGGCAUGUACCAGCCCUGUGAAAACAUCGACUGCACCUCGGACCGCUGCCAGAUACUGCAGGCCUUUGAUGCAUUCAUCUACAUCUUCUUUGCAUUGGAGAUGGUCAUAAAGAUGGUGGCUCUUGGGAUCUUCGGCCGUCGCUGUUACCUGGGGGACACCUGGAACAGGCUGGACUUCUUCAUCGUCAUGUCCGGGAUGGUGGAGUACUCCCUGGACCUGCAGAACAUCAACCUGUCGGCCAUUCGGACAGUGCGGGUCCUCCGGCCCCUCAAAGCCAUCAACAGAGUACCAAGUAUGCGCAUCCUGGUGAACCUGCUGCUGGACACUCUGCCCAUGCUGGGCAACGUGCUGCUGCUCUGCUUCUUCGUAUUCUUCAUCUUCGGCAUCAUCGGUGUGCAGCUGUGGGCGGGUCUGCUGAGGAACCGCUGCUACCUGGAGGAGAACUUCAACCUCUCCUCAGGCAUGACCCUGCCCGCCCCGUACUACCAGGCGGACGAGAACGACGAGCGUCCCUUCAUCUGCUCCCUGGCGUCCGACAACGGAAUCAUGUCGUGCGGCGACGUGCCGGCGAGGCGCGAAGGAGGACGCACGUGCUGCCUGGACAGGGAGGACGCGCUGCACAGACAGGCUCUGGGCUUGAGUCCUGAGCCGCUGGCCAACGGCAGCGGCGUUGGGGAGGCGGUGGGUCUGUGCAUCAACUGGAACCAGUACUACACGCGGUGCCACACAGGAAGCACAAACCCCCACAAAGGCGCCAUCAACUUUGAUAACAUCGUGUACGCCUGGAUUGUCAUUUUUCAGGUGAUCACUCUGGAGGGCUGGGUGGAGAUCAUGUAUUACGUGAUGGAUGCGCACUCCUUUUACAACUUCAUCUACUUCAUUUUACUCAUCAUUAUCGGCUCAUUCUUCAUGAUCAACCUGUGCCUGGUGGUUAUCGCCACCCAGUUCUCAGAGACCAAACAGCGGGAGCACCAGCUGAUGCAGGAGCAAAGGGCUCAGUGCCUGUCGUCCUCCACCCUGGCCAGCAUGGCCGAGCCCGGGGAUUGCUACGAAGAGAUCUUCCAGCUGGUCUGCCACGUCCUCCGCAAGGCCAAGAGGAGAUCGGCAGCCCUCUACUACACGCUGAGGGGCAAGCCCCCGCCGGCUGGAGGAGGCCGGGGUAACAGGAGGGGGGGAGGGAACGUGAACGGAGAGCGGCAUCAUUCCCGGCACCCUAAAACGCCCCAAUGUCCGCACCAGAGCAAGCAAGACAACGGCUCUCAGACACUCGCUAACUCCCUCACUCUGGCCGUCCCUCAGAAUCCCGAGGACUGCCCCAUAUGUGCAUUAUCACUGCAAGAGGGGGCGAGGGAGGUGGGAGACUCCGCCAGCGGGGAGGAACAUGAGGAGGAAGCAGUGAAAGAGACGAGCAAGGACGAGAACCACCUCGAGGAGAGGGGAGAUGGGGAGAAGAAGAGGAAGAGGACAUGCUUUGGACAUUGUAAAGACAUUUGGAAUGACAUGAGGAGGAAACUUUGGGGCAUUGUAGAGAGCAAGUACUUCAGCAGGGGCAUUAUGAUCGCUAUCCUCAUCAACACCAUCAGUAUGGGCAUCGAGCAUCAUAACCAGCCAGAGGAGCUGACCAAUGUCCUGGAGAUCUGCAACAUAGUUUUCACCAGCAUGUUCACCCUGGAGAUGAUCCUCAAGCUGACUGCGUUUGGCUUCUUUGAGUACCUGAGGAACCCGUACAACAUCUUUGACGGCAUCAUUGUCAUCAUCAGCGUGUGUGAGAUCAUCGGUCAGGCAGACGGCGGUCUGUCAGUGCUGAGGACCUUCAGGCUGCUGAGGGUCAUUAAGCUGGUGAGGUUCAUGCCUGCGCUGAGGCGGCAGCUGGUUGUGCUGAUGAAGACUAUGGACAACGUGGCCACUUUCUGCAUGCUGCUUAUGCUCUUCAUCUUCAUCUUCAGCAUUCUGGGGAUGCACAUCUUUGGCUGUAAGUUCAGUCUGAAGACCGAGGCAGGAGACACGGUACCGGACAGGAAGAACUUUGACUCUCUGCUGUGGGCCAUCGUCACCGUCUUUCAGAUCCUGACUCAGGAGGACUGGAACAUGGUGCUGUACAACGGGAUGGCCUCCACCUCGCCCUGCGCCGCUCUCUACUUUGUAGCUCUCAUGACAUUUGGAAACUACGUGCUCUUCAAUUUACUGGUCGCCAUCCUGGUCGAGGGUUUCCAGGCUGAGGGUGAUGCAAACCGCUCCUACUCGGACGAUGACAGGUCUUCCUGUAAUUUUGAGGAGAGCGACAAGCAGAAAGACUCUCUACAUCUCUCAGACCCAAAGAUCUCUACUCUCACCCCAAAUGGACACCUGGACUUGUCCGCGCUGCCGCACGGUCUGUUUCCAGGAGAGAGGUUGACCUUUGCCCUCGGCUCCAGGAAGAACAGUGUCAUUUCUCUGGGCCGGGCCAACUUGGAGCAGAGGGUGAUGUAUCCAGCUCGGGGUUAUCACAACUGGGGGCGCCCGCUCCCCACCCAGCCUCAGGCCCUGUGGGCCCGGCGUUCCAGCUGGAACAGCCUGGGAGGAUGCCGGCCUUUCGCCUCCUCGUCUCCCUCCGCCAGUCCGGCAUUCACUCCCACCUCCGCCAGGCCCUUCUAUGGCUACGGCCUGGGGGGUCUCGGCGGAGUAGUCGGAGGAAGCCUGCGUAUCCGGGGUCCCCGCGCCUCUUCGUCGCCGCACCGCCACUUCCACCACGUCCACCAGGACGAGGAGGAGUCCCUCCUGUCUCCUCCGGCCGCCGCUCCGCACUCUCUACACCUCCCUCAUCCUGUGCGGCCGGGCUACUUUGUACCCCGGAGGGACCGCAGAGCUCUGUCCCUGGAGCUGCCCCACCUGCUGCAGGUCCCAGGGCCCCCGCACCCUCCGCCGCCCCCACACCUCCCGCCGCCGCCGCCGCCGCCCUCCACGGCGUUCCACGCUCACCACAGGAAGAAGAGCUUCUCCGGGGCGAUGGUUUUAGGCGGCGGUGACGGCCUGGGCGUCUACGGCGGGGUACACCAAGACUGUAACGGGAAGACCCCUCUGUCCCAGCAUCUCCAGCUCCCUCCCAGACACCACACUGAGACGUCCGGAGGGCCGAACCCCCACAGCCAGCUGAUGGCCGACGUCUUCCCCCAGGUCAACACGCGCAGCAAGGACCGGGAGGACCUGGACGACGACAUUGAAUACAGCUUGUGCUUCCGCAUCCAGAAGAUGUUAGAAGCGUACAAACCGGAGUGGUGUGAGAGCAGAGAGGACUGGUCUGUCUUCCUGUUCUCCCCGCAGAACAAAUUCCGACAGAUAUGCCAGUCCAUCAUCGCCCAUAAGCUGUUUGACUAUGUGGUGUUGGCCUUCAUCUUCUCCAACUGCAUUACAGUAGCUCUGGAGCGGCCCAAGAUCCUACAGGGCAGCUUGGAAAGAGUCUUUCUCACCAUCUCCAACUACAUCUUUACUGCCAUCUUUGUGAGCGAGAUGACACUCAAGGUGGUUUCCAUGGGUCUGUACGUGGGUGAACAGGCAUACCUGCGCAGCAGCUGGAACAUUCUGGACGGCUUCCUGGUCUUUGUGUCUCUGAUCGACAUUGUCGUGUCCAUGGCGGGAGGAGCCAAGAUCCUGGGUGUUCUACGAGUACUGCGGCUGCUCAGGACACUGCGUCCCCUCAGGGUGAUUAGCAGAGCUCCAGGUCUGAAGCUGGUGGUGGAGACCCUCAUAACCUCCCUCAAACCCAUCGGCAACAUUGUUCUCAUCUGUUGUGCAUUCUUCAUCAUCUUCGGCAUCCUUGGGGUGCAGUUGUUUAAAGGCAAAUUCUUCUACUGCUUCGGCCUUGACGUCAAAAACAUCACCAACAAGUCUGACUGUCUGCAAGCAAACUACAAGUGGGUCCACCAUAAGUACAACUUUGACAACCUGGGACAGGCUCUGAUGUCCCUGUUUGUUCUCGCCUCCAAGGACGGCUGGGUAAACAUUAUGUACCACGGCCUGGAUGCCGUGUCUGUGGACCAGCAGCCGGUGACCAACAACAAUCCGUGGAUGCUGCUGUACUUCAUCUCCUUCCUCCUCAUCGUCAGCUUCUUUGUCCUCAACAUGUUCGUCGGCGUGGUGGUGGAGAACUUCCACAAGUGCCGCCAGCACCAAGAGGUGGAGGAGGCCAAGAGGCGCGAGGAGAAGCGCCAGCGGCGCAUGGAAAAGAAGAGGAGAAAAGCCCAGAAGCUACCCUACUUUGCCAGCUAUGGCAACGUACGCCUGAUGAUCCACACACUGUGCACCAACCACUACCUGGACCUCAUCAUCACCUUCAUCAUCUGCAUCAACGUCAUCACCAUGUCCUUGGAGCACUACAAUCAACCUCGUUCUCUGGAUCUCGCCCUGAAGUACUGCAACUAUUUCUUCACCUCUACAUUUGUGCUGGAAUCAGUACUCAAACUCAUCGCUUUUGGCUUUCGUCGCUUCUUCAAGGAGAGGUGGAACCAGUUGGACCUCGCCAUUGUGCUUCUGUCGGUGAUGGGAAUAACGCUGGAGGAGAUCGAGAUCAGUGCGGCGCUGCCCAUCAACCCCACUAUCAUCAGGAUCAUGAGAGUACUGAGGAUAGCAAGAGUGCUGAAGCUGCUGAAGAUGGCGACAGGAAUGAGAGCCCUGCUGGAUACGGUGGUCCAAGCCCUGCCUCAGGUGGGUAACAUGUGCGUGCGCUCCACGCUGCUGUUUUUCAUCUACACCGCCUUAUGAGUGGAGCUGUGUGUAGAGCAUGUCUGUAAUGAAGACUACCCAUGUGAGGGUAUGAGUCGUCACGCUACCUUUGAGAACUUUGGCAUGGCCUUCCUGACCCUGUUUCAAGUCUCCACGGGCGACAACUGGAAUGGCAUCAUGAAGGACACCUUGCGGGAGUGCCCACCGGACCACGGCACGGAUGUGGACUACGCCUGCAACCCGAGCCUCCAGUUCAUCUCGCCCAUGUACUUUGUCUCCUUCGUGCUCACCGCCCAGUUCGUGCUCAUCAACGUGGUGGUGGCCGUGCUGAUGAAGCACCUGGACGACUCCAACAAGGAGGCCCAAGAGGAGGCGGAGAUGGAUGCAGAAAUUGAGCUGGAGCUGGCCCAGGGCACCCUCUGUUGCAUGGGCGCCCCCGGCUGCGGGGGCGCGAGGGUGGACAAGGGACUGGUGGACGCCGGACCCGGAGGCACAGCGGGGGGCAGCGACAGAGGAUGCGGGGAGCGGGCGGAAGGAGUGCGCAGGGUGCUUCAUUCAGCCGGCAGCGCGCGCUCAGGAGCGUACAGCUCCCGCGACUCGGGCCGAGCGCUGUACUCACCAGCACAAGAGAGCCAAUGGCUGGACAGCGUCUCCCUUCUAAUCAAGGAUACACUGGAGGGGGAGAUGCUGAUGAUCGACAACCUCUCCGGUUCUGUUUUCCACCACUAUGCUUCUCCUCCACCCCUCUGCAGAAAUUGCAAGGGUCAUCCGCACGAGCAGAUCAGGAUGGCGGAGAUAGAGCAGGCGUCGCUGAAGUCGGAGCAACUGUCGGACAAGUCUUCGUCCCCCGCUCUGCCGGACGACCUCAGCCUGGACGAACACACUGCCUACCAGCUGCUGGCGCGAGAGGGGAAGGGAAGGUGCAGCAGUGACUCCCACAGCUCAGAAGAGGCUGGAGGUGGAGGAAGUCACGCAGGAGGCCACCAGACCCGGACCGUGGUGCAGAGCCAGGUGCAAGGGUCGGGCCAGCCCUGCCGGCCGCCCAGCACUGGCAUCGAGGUGGAGACUGCACUGCAGGGGAAAGAGAUGCUAACACACCAACCUCACUGUAGCCCUGGCGGCGUUUCUAGCAGCAGCAGCAGCAACAAGGAAAGGACCACAGGAGGAGUUGGAGGAGCCAGUGGCGUUGCUCCCCUUUUCAGUCUGCCUGCAGAGUUCUUCCAGCCUGCAGGAGCAACCAUCCCGGCACCUCCUCGCAGUAAAAGCCUACGGUUGUCGAGGGGCCUUAGAGUGACCUCUCCCGACUCCUGGGCAUCGCUCCGCUCCCCAGGAGCCCAUAACAAGAUGCUCUGCACACAGUAUCCGUCCCACAGUGACUCGUCCAUUGCUACUGGCAGCUCUGAAGGCAGCCUCCAGACCACCCUGGAGGAGGGACUGAGCUUCAGCAUCUCUCCACCACAGAACCUAGAGUUGCCUUUGCCAACGGCUCCCUUGCCACACCCGUUGCCUGAAGACGACAUUGCCACUUCCUCCCCUAUCCGGACCCUGAGACCCCGGCCGAGCCCCUCAUCAGCCCUCACCCUCCAAGCCACCAGGGGCCACCAGCGUAGCCAGAGCAGUGGGCGAGGUAGCACCAGCCCGGGCUACGCCAGGGAAGACUCCAUCGACCCUUCGGACGAGGACCUGGGCAUAGGUAUCGGAUCGUCAAUUGGUGGUUGUGGCUCCAGCCAGGCGGGCAACAGUGAACACUUGUCAGAGACACUGAGCAGCUUGUCGCUGACAUCGCUGCUGUCGCCCAGCUCCCUGGUGUACCCAGAAGGGGUGGUGAAGAAGUGCAACAGCACAGGCAGCUUGGACCAAGGGGGGAUGCUGCUGUCGUCGCGUCCCAGGGAGGGACGCCGGGAGAUUCUGGGCAUGGAGCUAAUGGACCCCCAAGGCUUCCUGGCCAACCCCUGGGCAGGGGUGUUAGUUGAUACAAGAAGAGGAGAAGGACGAGUUGAAAUGGGAGAUGGCGAGCAAGGGUUCAAAGGGAAGAGCUCAAGCCAAACGACAGUAGGACCGUGUCGGAAAAACAGAUGAAACCCACUGUUCACUGUUCUUUGUCUCUCCAUUCCUUGGAUCUAAACCCCUAGCUGUCCCUCUGACUCUCUCUGCUUUCACCAGUGAGAGAGAGAGGCUUGAUGACACAUGAUGUCCCGUAUUCCAAAGCCGAACCCUCAUCUUACACCCCCAACCCCUUUCUCAACAUUUGUGACAAGCCCAUAUCGUAUUUCGUGCUACCUAAGGAAGGGUAUUGGUUAUAGCCUGCUGGUGAGGAUGCAGAAUCAAGGCCUUAUACCCUCUUGGAGGAUGUACCUGUAAGGACUGCUUUGAAGGUUUUGCUCACAUUGGAAGACCAGGAGACCAAUUCGUAUCAGGGAGCCAAUAGAAUCAAAAGAAAGAAGAGAUUCAACUUGAAGACACAGGAAGGAUCCUUGUUCUUGCUCGAUUGUAGUUUGCUUUAUGCCGCGUCGGCUCGGGUCCGAACUGAAAUAGCUCUCCGUAAAAACCAAGACUGUUUUGAUCGGUUUACGUCUCAGAGGCAGUGCAGCACGUAAGUGGGAGGAGGCUUGGAAAAUGGCAGAAUAUUUUAAGGCGGAAGGAAGGCUGCGAAAGGAGAAGGCGGGUCAUUUUUGUUUGGCUGGGAAAGCAGAAAGCGGAUCUAACGUCCAUCUGCUCCGGCAGACGGAAACAACGAGUCACACUCACUCUGGCACAGGACCUUCCGCUGGGUUCAGAGUAAAACGCGAGGUGGAGGAGAGUUCAAGUGCGUGUGCUUAAAGUCUUUGUGGGAGCGCUGCCGGAGGUCUGCAAGGCAUGCAUUUAAUCAUUCUCAUCUCUUCCCCGUACCUCUAUCAUUUUGAAACAGAAGACGGGUAUUGACUGAUCAAAGCGCCGUGCCUCUGUCAAGUUAGUCUUGAGUGGCGGUGGAAAAUGAAAAGAAAUUGACAGACGCGGAGGUAUAACGGUGCAUGGAGUGAUUCGUGAAAUUGGUUAUUUUUCCUUCUAUCUCCAACAUCUCUCCCAAACAGGGAGAAAUGAGUAAGAAAGAAAGCUGGAUGGAGCUUUACUCCACCAGAAGAAACAAUAACGUGUGCAUGGGCCAGCCUUGUGUGCACCAAAAAUAAAUGGUUCACAGCUCCCUAAUGAAGUGAAACUUCAAGCGCACUCCAUUGACACAACUUCCUCUCACCAUGCUUAAGGAUUUGUGAUGAAUGGACAAACCCACACGAGUUGCUCGGGAUCUUGACUGCAUGAUGGAAUUGCAUUUAACCAAGAUUUUUUUAUCUAUAUACAGAAGUGUAUCAAGAUGUCAAUGUUGGGUGAUAACCAUGUGAUUUUUAUUCCACUAUUUUUGUAGGAAAGAGAAUAGGCACGUGCAAGUGUUACUUUGUCCCCAUGUCAUUUAACCCACACAAUCUCUUGUUGUCUAGGACUUUUUGUCUGCCAGUGGCUUCCAGUUUUAUAAUAUUUUUUUAUGUGUGGACGGUGUAUAAAACAACAAAGCAAAAAAUGUCAAACUAACUCCCGUGCGCUGAAGUGAUUGCUCCCUCCAGCGCGUUUCUCCUUGGGAACCCCGGUUCCUCACGGAUUUCGUUUUUUCUUUCAAAUGUUGGAGUCCAAAGGGGGCAACCAGAGAUGGGAACAGCCAUAUUCAGCACUCAGCACACAAGGAUCGUUCCAGCUCACAGACAUUCCUGAACACGGGGAACUUUGCUUUUAGCCUCCAAAGCUGAAAAAAACAGACACGAUUAGCAUAAAUCAUCUUUAUGAAAGCUUUAAUUUUUAAAGUUACACCACAACAUCUUGAUUAUGGACAGUGUGUCUUAAGCAUGGUUCUGGGAUUGCAAUACAGUAUUAUUUUUCUUGAAAUGACGCUCAAUGCACUCAUAUUUUCGUCACACAUACACUAUGUUGUAGCAGCAGUUUCUCACACCAUAGUUGGACAUCAACAGCUGAUACUGUACCGAUGAACAAAACUCUGCAUCUUUUAAUGCAAACUUGUUCUGGCCUCUGCCGCUUGAUGAAUCACUCACAUCCAAAAAGGAGGUGCUCAUCUUAAGGCCUAAUUUCUAGAUGUCGACUGUGGUGUCCCUUUUGUUUUAAACAUUACCUUGUUUUUGUUUUUUAUUUCUCAAAAAGAAUGAGGUGAUGCGAGAAAAACUGAGGGUUUUACCUUUUUAUAAUCAUGCAAAAUCACUUUGACGACUAUGUUCUAUCACAUGGUGUUGGGUAUUAGAGCGGUGUUGAAGACAGUUGUGUAAGUGUAUGCUUGUGUGCGUGUGUGUGUUCAUAACUUCAGGUGAAGUGAUUUGCCUUUUCCUGCAGUGUCCCGUUUUGUCCAAGAAGGAAAACACGGAGCAACCAAGGGCUGUUUUAGCUUCAAAGAUAUAUCGUCCUAUCUUUCUGAGACAAAUCCUUGUGUCAACUGAAUAUGACACCAAAGGUUAAAGCCUGACUACGCAGCAAUAAAUGUUCUAUGUGGAUGCCCUGAGUAAAUGAUGUCAAUGUGAUUUCUAUCUCCUCAGAAUACCACAGUUUUCAUUGCCGUCUGUUUUUGAUGCUACUUGUCUGAACCUACAACCAAUCUGAGAGCACGUCUGCCCUCUCGGGAACCAAUCAGUAAAGAGAAAUUGGAAAACAUGAACAAUUGAGGUUAUUGAACUAAGGUCAGGCGGAACAACUGGUAACUUUUGAAAGAUAGCUGUAAAGGUGUGCACAGACUGUAGCAAAUUUUCUUGCUUUAUUCACACAAAUUUAACUGGUGGAGCGUUGAUAUGCUGCAAACAGCAAAUGCACCCACGGUCCAGAUGUUGGCUAUACAAACUUAACAAUGCACCGACUCCCUGCGUGCACAGUGUGCCUUUGUAGGUGAGUGCGUGCUACAUUUCUGAAUCAUAGCAAUUUACCAGGAUUGGAUGAUUUUCCUUUCUGUUGUUUCCCCCCUCUCUUGUCUCUGUAUGUGCACAGAGUGGAGUGCGAUAGCUCUGGAGAAGCACACAUUGUUUGCUAAAGUUUCUACCUUUUCAAAUAGCAAAGAGUUGUGCCACUCUACGUUGAAGUCGUAUGCAAUGACUCCACCUCCAAAAUGAGCUUCGCCUUCAGUCUGAACACACCUUAAGGAGUGUACAAUUCACAUUUGUACAUAUCUUUGUAUUUUGAUCUGCAUGUGUGCAUUACUGCCAGUAACCAUGAUUAUUAUCAUUAGAAUGCAUUUCAUAAAAUUGUACAAAGUUAAAGGGAAUGCCCCAGUGAUUUUUGACUGCUGCUAUGAAUCUACUAAAAACAUCAGUCAAAGCCACAAAAAAAUGUGUUUCUUCCUGCACACUAUUCACAAGAUAUUCAUCAAUUUUGAUUUAAUUCGCAUUUAAUAAGCAUUUGAAAUGAGAGAAGGAGAAAAAGAGGGUUGUGCCAAGACAGUCUGAAGGAGCAAAAGGAAAGCCGAGAACCGGUCAGGGACAGAAGCAGGAAGUGUGCAGAGAUGACGUGGACGGCUGGACAGCGUGGAUCCGACGCUCGGCGCUGCAGGACUAAGAGACUUCUUCAGACAGCUCGUCAUCGGCGGCCUGGCCCAGCGGAGCCGGCGGUGCGAGAGGAGCACAUUAGGCAUGCACGCUGAACUCUGAGGUGUUGUUUACCUCACACCCACAACCAGCCAGCCAUCCCACCUCAUCCAACCCCACCCCCCUCCCUGCAGGCCCCUUGUCCUUCGAAGGAAUGACAAGGAAGAUGAAGAAGAUGAAGAAAACAAACUAGUGUGCAGAUUUGGUUGAUUUCCUACCUCUUCAAUCACCUUUUUCACCUCCACUGCAGACGCGGGGGUUUUGUCUGAGCUGUAGUGCUUCUGUACCGCAUGGCGCAUCCAUUAAAUGUAUUUUUCUGAGACGGGGGAUGGGUCGGAUUAAAAGUGGGCUAAGCCAGGCAUAA
This is a messenger RNA of Gasterosteus aculeatus aculeatus (three-spined stickleback), 11884 nucleotides long. It is a transcript of the gene cacna1ia, whose product is annotated as calcium voltage-gated channel subunit alpha1 Ia. NCBI's taxonomy places the organism in Eukaryota, Metazoa, Chordata, Actinopteri, Perciformes, Gasterosteidae. Gene Ontology annotation, cellular component: voltage-gated sodium channel complex; voltage-gated calcium channel complex; plasma membrane. The record is from RefSeq and is a predicted model, not a curated record. Gene Ontology annotation, molecular function: low voltage-gated calcium channel activity; voltage-gated sodium channel activity. Gene Ontology annotation, biological process: positive regulation of calcium ion-dependent exocytosis; membrane depolarization during action potential; calcium ion import.